AACAUCUACAAUAUUUAUACACAAUACUUCACCUCCCCUUCCAAGCAGGAAGCGGCAUGUCAUUAGUAUCUUGAAAUAAAAGGCUUACGUGAGGCGAGGAAGGGACUCCCCGCACAGCGGGCUCGAGUGGGAACCGCAGCCGGCAGCCUGCGCCUAGGCCGCGGGCUCGGGAGGCCAGCCCUUCAGCGCUCGCCGGGAGUGGGAGGGGUUUCGAUAGAGAAGGACGGCAACACCCCUCUCUCUCUCUCCGCCCGGGGAGAGCAGCCGAUCCAACGUUAGAAACGGAAGGGGACUUAUUUGAGAGGGGGAAAAAAAAUAAAUAAAUUCACCAGAAGAGGAUUAAAAUAAAUAAAUAAAAAGCCAUGGAGGGAAGGAAUGAGGCUUCAGGUCCUUCCAGGGGGAAGGAGAAGUCCGGUAAGAUGAAGAAAAGCCUGGAGGAAGGAGAAAAGAAAACCAAGUUUACUUUUAAGAAGCUGAUUCCUGAUGAGCUGGAACGGUUCACUAGCAUACGGAAGAAGGAGAAGCCCUAUGUUCAAGCAAAGCACUCGUCAACACCAGUUUAUGAAGAUCAUCCUUCUGCACUGCCCUCGUUGUCUGACAGUGAGGUGCUGGAGCUAUUUGAGCAGAUGUUGCUUGACAUGAAUUUGAAUGAAGAGAAGCAACAGCCAUUGAGAAACAAAGAUAUGAUUAUAAAAAGAGAAAUGGUUUCUCAGUACCUUCAUACCUCCAAAGCAGGGCAAAAUCAGAAAGAAAGUUCCAGGUCACCAGUGAUGUACAUCCAAGAAUUGAAAUCAGGAAUACGAGAUAAUCAGCUACUAAGUUGUUUAGAAUCUUUGCGUGUUUCUCUCAGCAAUAACCCAGUCAGUUGGGUGCAGAACUUUGGUACAGAUGGGCUAGCGACACUCUUGAGUAUAUUGAAAACAUUACAGGAUGAGCAGGACCCUUUAAGUCUGAACACAAAAAUUCAACAUGAAAUUAUUAGGUGCCUCAAAUCUUUUAUGAACAACAAGAAUGGGAUAAAGAUGAUGUUGGAUUCAGAAGAUGGCAUUCUACUGUUGGUCAAAGCUGUAGAUCUUAGUGCUCCAUCUAUGAUGAUUGAUGCUGCCAAGCUAUUGUCUGCUAUCUGUGUCCUGCCAGGACCUGAGAAUAUGCAUGAAAAAGUGCUCGAAGCAGUGACAGAGAGAGCAGAGGAGAAAGAAUGUGAAAGAUUCAAGCCACUGUUGGAUGGAUUAAAGAUCGAACAGAGCAUAGCACUAAAGGUGGCAUGCAUGCAGUUUGUUAAUGCCCUCAUCAUUCCUGCAGACGAACUCGAUUUCAGGAUUCACCUGCGGAGUGAGUUCAUGCGUUUGGGCCUCAAUCGGAUAUUACCGGAAUUAAGGAAAAUUGGGACUGAAGAACUUAAUGUGCAGCUUUCUGUGUUUGAUGAACAUGCGGAGGAAGAUUCAGAAGAUUUGAAAAGUCGCCUGGAAGAUAUUCGAAUAGAAAUGGAAGAUGUGAAUGAAGUCUUCCAGAUGCUGCUGAACACUGUGAAAGACUCCAAAGCAGAGCAAUACUUCCUCUCUAUCCUUCAACACUUGCUUUUGAUCCGCAAUGAUUACCAAGCCAGGCCACAGUAUUACAAGCUUUUAGACGAAUGUGUGUCUCAGGUAGUCCUACAGAAAAAUGGAGCUGACCCAGACUUCAAAUGUAGAAAAGUCUCUGUGGAUGUGGAACAUUUAAUAGACAACAUGAUUGACAAAACCAAAGUGCAAAUCAGCGAAACCAAAGCUGCAGAAUUGGAAAAAAAGCUUGAUUCAGAGUUAACCACUCGGCAUGAACUACAAGUGGAAAUAAGGAAGAAAGAAGCAGAUUUUGAAGUGAAGCUCUCUGAACUUCAAGCAAAACAACAGGUGCUAGAGACGAGUAAAACAGAGGUGGAGAUUGAAAAUAAGAAACUGUUGAAUGAAAAUAGUCAACUAAAGGAUGAGAACACACAAUUAUCUAAGAACUUGGAAGAUACAAAGACAAAGUUGGCCAACAUUCCAAAAGUGUUGCCGCCACAACCAGAUCAGAUUAACAGGCCAUUACCCCCAGCAGCACCUCCACUACCAGGCCAACCAGGAAUUCCUCCUGCACCUCCACUACCGGGACACACCGGGCCACCUCCACCUCCGCCUCCACCUCCGCUACCAGGACACAUCGGGCCACCUCCACCUCCGCCUCCACCUCCACUACCAGGACAAGGUGGCCCACCUCCACCUCCGCCUCCACCUCCGCUACCAGGACAAGGUGGCCCACCUCCACCACCUCCGCUACCAGGACAAGGUGGCCCACCUCCACCACCUCCACCUCCUGGGUUUUCCAGAAUGCCACCUCCACCACCUGGGAUGCUUGGUGCUCCUUUUGCUCCAGCUGCCCCCAGUUUACCAUUUGGACUGACAUCGAAAAAAGAGUACAAGCCAGAAGUUCAACUCAAAAGGCCUAAUUGGCCAAAAAUUAUGCCUAAAGAUAUGAAUGAAAAGUGUUUCUGGGUCAAGGUAAAGGAGGACAAGUAUGAAAGUAAAGAGCUCUUUGCGAAACUCACCCUUACAUUCUCUGCACAGACCAAGACAAGUAAAGCCAAGAAGGAACAACAAGAUAUGGACGACAAGAAAACAACACAGAAGAAAAAAGUUAAGGAACUAAAGGUAUUGGAUGGCAAAACAGCUCAGAAUCUAUCUAUCUUCUUGGGUUCUUUCCGUUUGUCGUACGAGCAAAUCAAGAAAGUAAUUCUUGAAGUGGAUGAAAAGGUUCUGACAGAAUCACUGAUCCAGAACCUCAUUAAGCAACUUCCUCAGCAAGAGCAGUUGAAUGCCUUAGCAGAGCUGAAAGAUGAAUAUAAUGACCUCUCAGAACCAGAGCAGUUUGGAGUAAUUAUCAGUUCUGUGACCCGUUUGAGACCUCGAUUGAAUGCAAUACUAUUUCUGCUCCAGUUUGAAGAGCAGGUGAAUAACAUUAAGCCAGACAUCGUAUCAGUGAAGGCAGCCUGUGAGGAAGUGAGGAGCAGUGAGAGGUUUUCCAAGUUAAUGGAAAUCAUCUUGUUGGUGGGAAACUACAUGAAUGCAGGAUCACGGAAUGCUGGAGCAUUUGGGUUCAGCAUCAGCUUCCUUUGUAAAUUAAAAGAUACAAAAUCCACUGAUCAGAAGAUGACACUUAUGCACUUUAUAGCAGAAAUGUGUGAAGAACAAUACCCUGAAAUCAUUCACUUCACAGAAGAGCUAAACCAUGUGGAAAAAGCAAGCCGAGUUUCUGCAGAAAUGUUACAGAAGAACGUAGAACAAAUGGGGAAACAGAUUGCCACUUUGGAAAAAGACAUCAGCACCUUCCCACAAACCAGUGACGAUCAAGACAAGUUUGUAGAGAAAAUGACCAGUUUUGUACAGGUUGCAAGGGAACAGUUUGAAAAACUAUCAGAAAUGCAUAAAACCAUGGAGGAGGAUUUUGAAGAUCUUGGAAAAUACUUUGUCUUUGACACCAAAAAAAUAUCUGUUGAGGAGUUUUUUGGUGAUCUUAGUAACUUCAAGAGUAUGUUUUUGCAAUCAGUAAUGGAGAACAAGAAAAGGAAAGAAGCUGAAGAAAAAAUCAAAAGAGCCAAACUUGCCAAAGAGAAGGCAGAGAAAGAGCGACUAGAAAAACAGAAGAAGAAUGCAGCAUUUGACAUGAAUGCGGAGGGUAAUGAGACAGGGGUAAUGGACAGCCUAAUGGAGGCACUUGAAUCAGGGGCUGCAUUCAGGAGAAAGAGGGGUCCACGGCAAGCUGCUAAUCGAAGAGGCAAUGCUAUGACUUCUAUUCUUGCCAAAGAACUUACCAAGGACGAUGCCAUCGGUCAGACUGCAAGAAAGAAGCAGAAAGUAAAUAAUGAAGCGAAAGAAGUCACGACCCCAAUGGAACAAGAUGAGAUGUUGGAGAGCAUUCUUACACGUUCCAAUUAAACCCAUACGAAAAUGUCUGGAAUUUAAUGUCACGUGCCAUAAAUCCAUCUAUUUUGGUUUGGUGCUUUUUUUUAAGUAAUCUGAAGGUAUGACAGUUGGAUUUUUUGGGACUAAUUUUAUCUCACUUGAAGAUGACGGCACUCGCCAGAUGGGGCAGUGUGGCUGAUAUUUCAAUGCAUAAUAUUGUUCUCUGAUAUAAGUUUUUGGCAACGCUGCAGUGCAGACUUAGUCUGUCAUAGGUGGCCCUCUCAUAUUUUGGGUGCCUUUGCUUAUCUUCCUCAAGUUUUAAGCAUAUCUGUUGAUUCCCAUCUUUGAUGGGUUUAAUGUCAAACUCUCAAGUUAGAGAGAUGAAAAUAAAUUUGUUUGCACAUCAGCCUCAUAGGCCACUUAAAAUAAAUCAGUAGGUGUUUCAAAUCACAUUCUUUCCUAAUAGUCUUGUAAAAAAUUUUAUUGGAGACAGAGGGGAGACAUUCUUAUUGUAUCACAGAUCACACUUAUGACUAUUAAUAGACAGAUGUCGCAUAAGAGCUGUCAAGUAGCAAGUUAUUUUCGAACUGGAAAAAGCACUUGGCCCACCCGUGUUAAACAUCUAUACACAGCAUUGAAACACAUAUAAGAACAAAGUGUUAAUUAUUUUAUGAACUAUAAAGCCAAAAGUUAAAAAUAAAUAUAAAUGAUGAUCAAUAUGUUGUAAAGUUGGAGAUACAGAAAUGCAGCUGUGCUUAUUCCCUUUUUAAUAUCAUUGCCUCAUUGCUACUCAGCUGAUUUUUAUAUUCUCUCUCCUGCACUGUCCACUGAAAUAUUGGUGCAGUGACUCUAGAAGUUCACCAAACAGAAAGACUUCUAGAUUUGCUUUGAGCUUCACAGAACUGCUGACCUUGUACUUUACAGAGGUAGUUUCCACUCUGGGAGGGAUCACAUUUUAGAAUUUUCUCUGUUGAAUCAGGAAAAUAUGACAAAUUAGUCAUUGCCAAAUGCCAUAUAUUAGUUUGAAAGCUGUGGUCAAUCAUUUUUACUUAUAUUGAACCCAUUCAUGGAUAAGUAUGGCAAACCAUGAAAUGUAUUCUUGUCACCCUGUUCACAUGAAGCUUCCCGAGCUUUGCUGGAUCAUUCCUCUGUUUUUUUUCCCAAUUCUGUUUCUAAGUCACAUUUUAUGCCUUUAACAAAAUCCUAAAAAAGUAAUAUUCCAAUGCAGCAGUUGGGAUGGUCUUACAUCCAUGAUCAUAGUUUAUCAAUCCCACUGGAAGGGAAAGCUACACCAACAAACAAACUUUUACCAAACUACAUGAUUUAUUAUGUUGCCUGUGGAAAAUAUUUCCCCAUUAUUUCUAUUCUGUCCUAGUCCCCCUUGUUUCUAUCUAAACAGUGUUAUGUAUGGUAGAAUAUAGUCUCUAUAUGUUGGUAAAUAACUUUUAAUAUAGUGUUUGUUGUAAGCCAUAACCACAACAAUUCAUCUGGUCUACUUGAGAAAGCUAUCACUUAUGCCUUCAAGAUUCUUUCAAUUCAAUUUCCUUCCACUAACAACAUGUUAUACCCACACUGGAGGAUAAGCAGUGAAGAAACGAUUCAAAACAAAGCUCUGUUGAUUUCUUCUGAUUUGAAAUUGGAGAGAAAAUGAGAACCAGAGGAAAAUACCCCGAAAAGUGCCUUCCAUUGAUCGUCUAAAAUAAUACCAUUGCUCAUUUUAAAUUUAGGUUGAGAAGUUUUAAUUCCUGGCAAAUUAAAUAUUUGAUUAUAAUGAGCUCAACUACUAAUUUGUUUUAGGUGGCUCUGACUUAGCAAUUCAGGUGAUACUUAUUCUUUCUGAUCCCUGCUGAGACCCAUCAUCUCAACUAAGUGAUGGGAAUUGCCUUGGGGUUCAUAGGAUUUUGCUGCUGUGUGUAGACAUGUUCCAGAGUAUGAACCUUUUCACACCACCUUCAAUAGCUGUAACUUCUCUCCUAGCCUUUUUUUUUGGGGGGGGGG
This is a messenger RNA of Hemiscyllium ocellatum (epaulette shark), 5915 nucleotides long. RefSeq names its product protein diaphanous homolog 1-like. The transcript has 28 exons. Gene Ontology annotation, cellular component: cytoplasm; actin filament. The record is from RefSeq and is a predicted model, not a curated record. Bases 363 to 3950 code for a protein of 1195 amino acids. NCBI's taxonomy places the organism in Eukaryota, Metazoa, Chordata, Chondrichthyes, Orectolobiformes, Hemiscylliidae. Gene Ontology annotation, biological process: actin filament polymerization; actin cytoskeleton organization. Gene Ontology annotation, molecular function: small GTPase binding; actin binding; microtubule binding.